Molecule: messenger RNA, 3447 nt
Organism: Oryzias melastigma (Indian medaka)
Lineage: Eukaryota; Metazoa; Chordata; Actinopteri; Beloniformes; Adrianichthyidae
Gene: prox2
Product: prospero homeobox 2
Exons: 5
Coding region: 720-2711 (663 amino acids)
Biological process (GO): regulation of transcription by RNA polymerase II
Cellular component (GO): nucleus
Molecular function (GO): DNA-binding transcription factor activity, RNA polymerase II-specific; RNA polymerase II cis-regulatory region sequence-specific DNA binding
Source: RefSeq, a predicted model, not a curated record
UACCUAAGGUGUGUUUUGGAUUUUGUCCUCCUGUGAGAUUGAGUUUGACGCCCCUGUGAUUUAAGAAUUGUUCAGGGUUUUCCUUAUCAAGAAAUAGGGUUUUGGAGGUAAAAGACCUGUUGGUGGAUUCAGGUCACAUUUGGGCCUUCUAGCAUCCAAAGUGAAGACAUACUCUCUAAUAUCUUUAUGAGAUCUUGAUAGAAGUUUUUUUUUUUUUUUUUAACAGUCUGGAAGGUAUUCCUGGUGAGUUGUUCCUUUAUUUCUCAUCCUUUGAGAAAUCAAACAAGUCACUUUGAGUUUUUUUCAUUUAAUUGUUUUUUGUUUAUGAGUUCCCACAGUUAUAAGCAGGUUUUGUGUUAAUUAACCUUUAACCAUCAUGAUCAGAUUGUGCACAAGUACACUUCCAUCAACUCCUCUGAAACUCAGCCCCCAAAGCACCGCGCCUGUCACUCUGAAGAGGACUUCAAGCCUUUUGGGUAAAUGGGCUCGUGAGCUCCUGACCACCUCCCCUGCGCGCACGCGGCCACGCCCCGGCUCUCCUGCAUCGACUUCGCCGCACCCCCAGCAGUCAACUCUCAGUCCGUGCAGGCCAGCAACUCGGCAGCACUUCUUGCAGCGCAACAGGUAAGGUCCCAGCAGAGCCGCUCACUGUCAGCGCGGUCACACCGCAGACCCAAAAUUCUUGUGUUUUAAAGCUGUAGUUUUUCUCCGUUGCGAACAUGAAUCUAAGCCUUCCCGACCAAAGCAUGCACACCUCGUGUGACGGCUGCUUAGAGGACGACAAAUCCGAUGUCAUGAUGCCCUGCUUCCGCAAAAACAUGUAUGAUGAGCCUCUGGCCUCAUACUCAAGCGGUUCCAUAAUUUCCCAACUCCUACGCAAGUCAGUCCACGGCAAAAGGGUGCUGGACGAGAACAGCUUUUACCUCUCCACUGCUGCCGACUCCGGCCAGGAGGAUCAGAGCAGCGUCUCAUCGAAGGACAGCACGGUGGAGGCCACGUCCCCCACUGGACACACCUCUGCAGGAGCCAGCCCGGAGGAAGAGCAUCCGCUGACCGAUCAUCUGCAGGCCAAGAGAGCCCGGGUGGAGAACAUUAUUAGGGUCAUGACUGGUUCUCCGAACAGCAGGCAGCACGGAGACAACGAGAGGCCUGGGAGGGAGGCGAGAGAGUCGUACAGGGAGAACAAGCGUAAGCAGAGACUGCCUCAGCAUCAGGAGCACGGUGCUGCAGGAGUACAGGUGAGCAGACAACCCGGCAGCAGAAACGGGGAAAACAUCAAAGAGGAAGAGUGCCAUAAGCUGAAAGAGCAGCUGCACAGCAUGCAAAGGCUCCUCCAUCAACUCCAGGAAAAGUUUCUGCAAGUAUACAACCAAGAAGAACCUGAAUAUGAAAACGGUGAGGCGAUAGAAGCUGAUUCUGAUCACGAGAUUCUGGAGGAAAACAACUGCUGCAUGAAUGCUGAAGAUGACUAUGAGAAGAAGAAUAGGAGAGUGACUGCAGAUUGUAAGGAUCAAAAGACAGGGAUUGGUUACCUGGUACACCAAGGAGAAGGCCAGAGCCUACAGGAAACUCUGAAGCAGGAGCUCUCCAAGGCUGUCAAUGAUUGUGUAGACAGGGUGUUUAAGAAGGUCUCUUCUGCAGGGCUGGAUUUAUCUCCUCAGCAGCGUAUGUCCUCAUCACCAGAGCUACACAGCAGCUUAAGCGCAGACAGAAAGAGCCAGCAGGGCAGCUCCAACACGGAUCAGCCCCAGGCUGAAGAGGCCAGAGUGAAAUCGCAGCCGCUGGAGUUCUACGAAAGCUCAGAGGCUCAAAGCCCCCAGGACCAGACAGAAGCACUGUCGCUGGUCGUCCGCAAGCCAAUCGCAGCUCCAGUGAGCUCCAUCACCCCAACGGUGAAGAGACCUUACCCCAUUCACCAGACACCCUUCCAGUAUAACUACAGCGCCCCGCUGCAUGACACCCACAUUCUGGAGCACCUUCUCAAGUAUGGGCCACACUCCAACUUCGCCGCCCUCUCCUGCAUGCCCCCAUCCAUGGACAGAACCUCCCCAGAGUCAGUGGAUCUGCCGUGGGACGCCAUCUCCAUGAGGUCCAAGGUGACGUCCAGCCACCUCGGCCACCACUCUCGCCCCUCAUCUUUGGGGGCAGUGGCGGUUGAUAAUCUGUGCCUCCCCCACGUCAAGAUAGAGUGCAGCGAGCUUCAGAACAUGGCCGAAAGAAAUCCUUACAUGUCCCUCAAUAUCCAGGAGGGACUCACUCCCAGUCAUCUGAAGAAGGCCAAGCUGAUGUUCUUCUACACCCGCUACCCCAGCUCCAACGUGCUGAAAACGUACUUCCCUGAUGUUAAGUUCAACCGCUGCAUCACCUCCCAGUUGAUCAAGUGGUUCAGCAACUUCAGGGAGUUUUACUACAUCCAGAUGGAGAAGUUUGCCCGUCAGGCGAUCGCCGACGGCAUCAGGGAUGUCAAAGACAUCACAGUCAGCAGGGACUCCGAGCUGUUUCGAGCGCUCAACAUGCACUACAAUAAGGCCAACGACUUUCACGUUCCUGACAGGUUCCUGGAGGUUGCUGAAAUCACCUUGCAUGAGUUCUACAACGCCAUCAGCGCAUCCAAAGAUUCCGACUCCUCUUGGAAGAAAUCCAUUUACAAAGUGAUUUGUAAGAUGGACAGCGAAGUCCCAGAAGAGUUCAAGACUUCCUCCUGCAUGUAGGCGGGGUGAGAGGUCGUGUACAGGUGAAGGAGUGACUUUUUGCUUGGCAAUAAUAUAUUUAUUUGUUUCUUGUGGUGCAUUUUGAGUGUAAUAUUGAAAGUAAUUAAAAAAGCAAGUUUUUUUAAGUUUUCAAUUUAAAAAUCUAAAAUGUUGUGUUCUGCACUUAAAAUGGUAAAAUUAGAAGAAAAAAAGCAAAUAGUGAUUACCGGUAUUUUUUAAAAUUAAUUUUGUCAAGGCAAUGGUGGAAUUUGUAGUUGUCUAAAGCGUUUACAAAAAUAUAAUCAUUCCUAGUGUAGCUUUUUAAUUUUUUUGAUACGUCUCCAUCAAAUUUUUGUGUUAUUUCAUAGCUCAUCAGUAUUGUAUCAGUGGGGUUUUACGUUACAUGAAGUGUUUGAGUUCUGUUCUGUACUGUAAGUAAAUGAAUCUUUGUUCACUAAAGUCCUGUAAACUCUUUUCGUAUAUAUCAAACAUUGUACUGAAUGAUUGUUGAAAUUAAAGAUGCACUAAAUUAUAAUAAUAUGUGUCCUUUGACUAUUGUCACCACGUGAGCACAUCUGAAUGUUUGUAAUGCUGAGCCCCUAAGGUGCCUCUAAUCCACGUCCAGCAGCCAGCUGCGAAACGCCCCCCCGAACUAUGCUGUUCACAUUGUCCAGCGAAGCCAAUUCAAGUCAACUUUCUAAGGCCUGCAUUCAUUGUGUGAGCGCUGCGGAUGCGCACAACUGCCAUGUCUUGAAAA